UACAACGCCGCUAAAGAAGUUUUUACUUCAAAAAACUACUGCCUUUAAAAAAACGCCACCUUGAUUGUAACAAUGAGAAGUUUUUUUAAACGUCAUAAAUAAUUGAUAUUUUGACAUUGCUGUUAUUUCAGUUUUAACCAACAAUGUUACCCGGGAUGGUGAAAGGAUUCUAACGAUACCACUCACAUCUAAAUCGGUUCAGGCGUUCAGAAGUUAUGGUGGAAUAAAGAAUUGUACAUUCAUUCAUACCCGAACCCUAAGUACAUUACACUCUUUUUUCUUGGGCAGUCAUGUGAAAAAUUCAAGGUCAUGUUUUCACUUUAAUACUAUUUUAUGUACCGAUUUUAAAUAAUUAUAUUUAAAAAGUACCUGUACAAAAUUAAAUCUUGCUUCAAAGGUACCAUUCUUGAUACUUUCAGAUUCCUCAUUCAUACAAUCACCAGCUUUCCAACUACAGUCGAAAUGUGUAAAAUAUUGCAUUACAGAACGCUAUCUAAAAUACGAUCGUCGACGCUAAGUGGUUUGGUAAUCCAGUCGUUUAAUUUGUGCAACAAUGUUAGCCGUUAUCGUUUAAAGAUUGCACAGAUAAAUGGCGCGAAACGUGAAAUUAUUGUAGAGGCAAAAAAAAGCGUGCGUCCAAUCCAAAGCUGGCCGGCCGGCCUAAUCGAUACGCGGCCGGCCGGUGAGGAAUUCACAAAACUGGCGGGCCAACACGCGGCCCGAGCGACUGCGCGCUUGCUUUUUCACGUGUUUCGCUAUCCGUCCCGCUCGCGCGUCCGCUAAAAUAACGGGUGCGAGGGAGACGGCGUCGUUUGCCCGCUUGCUUCCCGCUGCGCGUGUCUGUCUGCCGCUGUGCGCGUCCGUCGCCGUGUCUGUGUACCGAGUGCGAGCUGGCGGCGGCGUGACGUAUCGCGUAUUUUGUGUUUUAAAGAUUUUUUCUCGUGCAAUGCCGAAGUUAACCGAUGUUGACGAUGGCGGGUCACGGAAUGACGCCGCUGUUGGAAGGAUGGUGGAUUCGAGCCAGGCGGAAGAUAGGAAGAUGAUUAGGCUAGUGCGGGAGAGGCGGCUCCUGUACGCGCGGAACAAUAUGCCGGUCGCGAGCUACUAUUCUCGUGUUAAAACGCUGUGGAGCGAAGUGGCACAUCACAUGGGAUGGACGGUGUCCGACGUUCGGCGGAAGUGGUCCCACAUUCGGAACUCGUAUUCGCGCCACCUCCGGAACGAGAUGCAUGGCGCGCGCACCGGCAAGGGCCGUAUCGUCUCCCGCUGGUACCUCGCCGACGAGCUGGAGUUCCUCAGGGAGCACAUGGCCACGGACAUGCGUCCGCCGUCGUACUCAUCGUUUGCACCAACUUUAGUCGACAUGGAGGGAGCGAACGGAAGUGAAACUGACUCGAAGCUUGACCCAUUGGAGAUGCAAUCAUCAUUCAUGUCCAACCCUUGGUUCGCUCUAAGCAACCAAGUCAAGGUGGAGCCGAAGAGAGAGUCCAAUUCCAACGACGACAGUUGCUCCUCAGCGUUCGACCCUGAUGAGAACAGCGCGUACUUCCAAUUCUUUCGCGGCAUUCACAGCGACUAUCAAGAAUUACCUGCUAAGAAACAGAGGCUGUUCCGGAGAAAAUGUUUGGAUUUCCUCCACGAGCUUUUGGAUGAGGAUGACGUGCCGGCUUCCUUGGUGUACCAGAACGAUGCUAUGAACCUCACCAGAUUCUCCAGGACCAAUAGUGAUGAUGAGCGUGAACAGACUCCUUUUUGUGUGGUGGAAAAAGUCGUUACUUGUCCCGAAGGCUCGACGUGAAAAGACUUGAGUGUUACAUUAAUUUAAAAUUUGUUCCUAAUUAUUAAAUAAUGAUAAAGAUGUUGUAAUAAAUGUUUGAUAAAAGUUAUUUCUUAUGUUAUUCCAUUAUACAAGCUGAUCGUUACCAUAAUUCAAAUAUCAUGUCAGAACCAUUUAUGUAAAUACUUGUCGGAAGUGCUGCGAACUGAGAUUGCGAAACACAAAGCUUAUAAAUCUACUGUAGCUGAAUUUUUCAUGUGGAAAUAGAUAUCAGUUUUGAGCAGUUUUAUUGUCGCUAUGAGCGCAGUUAAGUAAUAUAUAAAAGUCUGCGAAUAAGUGAAGAAUAGGUAGGUAGUAAGAGAAUGCUUUGAACAUAGAUUUAAAAACAACAUUUUUAAAAGGCAAUUUUGCUAAAUAAAACUAGUUUUAACGGGUCAAUGCACGAACUUUAUUUAUUUAUUGACGUUUCGCAGCCUCUUCAGGUCUGCAUCGUCAGAAUAA
Molecule: messenger RNA, 2278 nt
Organism: Chilo suppressalis (striped riceborer)
Lineage: Eukaryota; Metazoa; Arthropoda; Insecta; Lepidoptera; Crambidae
Source: the annotation of a GenBank genome assembly